CCGCCUUCUCCGCGGAAGCGCCGAGGCGCCGCGUGGCCGCCCGGCCUGGCCGCCACCACGUCCACCGUGCUCCCCGGCUGCGAGCCGAUCCGCCUGCUGGGCGAGGGCACGUUCGGCACGGUCGUCCUGGUGCGCGAGAGGUCCACGGGGCAGCUGUUCGCCGCCAAGGCCAUGAGCAAGCUCCAGCUCAUCGAGGCCCAGCAGCUCGCCUCCAUCGUCACCGAGCGCCAGGUCCUCCGCGAGGCCGGCCCGCACCCGUUCGUCGUCCAGUGCCACUCGGGCUUUCAGACCCCCGACGCCGUCGUCCUCGUCCUCGAGUACGUGUCGGGAGGGGACAUGUACGACUUGUUGAAGAUGCAUGGCUGCUUGACCGAGGAGCAGAUGAGGUUCUAUCUCGCUGAAAUCGUCAUCGCCGUCGCAGAGCUGCAUAGGCAUGACUUUGUCUUUCGGGACCUCAAGCUCGAGAAUAUCCUCAUCGACGAGCAUGGCCAUGUACGUCUGACCGACUUUGGCCUCGCCGGCAAGUUUGUGUCGGGCGAGCCCGGUGAGCAGGCCAUCUUUGAUAUUUCGGGUACCGCUAUUUACCAGGCUCCGGAGAUGCUCGCGGACAAGGGGCACGGCCGCGUCGUCGAUUGGUGGGCCCUCGGCGUCUUAGCCUACGUUCUGCUUGCUGGGCGCCCGCCGUUUGCCGCCAACGAGAGCCGCGAGCAGCUGCACCAUCGCAUUCUUAACGAGGAGCUGGACCUAGAUAAUGAUGACAAGCUCGUCAGUACCUCUGACGCAUGCAAGGACUUCAUUAGAAGGCUCCUGGAUAAAGACCCGGCCACUAGGUUGGGGAGCGCCCGUAGCGACGCUGUGGAUGUCAAGAAGCACCCGUUCUUUGACGGCAUCGACUGGGGAGGCGUGGAGAACCUCGACCUGCCCCCACCUCUCAGUCCCGCCAAGGCGCCCCCGCUCCUGAACGGUGCGCCGACAAACCCGCAGGAAGUCAAGGAAGCUCGCGAACGCCUUGCGGAUAAGAUGUGCAAGCCGUCCUUGGGGGGACUGCGCAGAAAGAAGUCGUCAAAGAAAGCCCUGGACGCGGGUGAAUAUAAGCCCGUCCAAGUGCUUGGCUCCUCGUCAGAAAGGGUGUCAAUCGGGCUUGACUUUGGUGGGACGAACAAACUACAGUCUGGAAAGACGUGGACCGGGACGGCUGAUGACUACGGGCGGGAGAUUGUGAGGUAGGGCAGAAUUACUGCUUGUUAAUGUUUGUUUGGUUUUUAUGCUUCCGCUGCGUGUGGUUGUACAUUUCCCCGGUCUGCUUAACACUCAAUAAUGGCUUUCCGCUGCGACCGAGGGGGGGGGUCGUGAAAGUGGAUAGCCCAACGUCUAAUGUAUACUUGUAAUAUAUAAACCAUUCCUUGUUCCUUGUUUGUUUGUG
This is a messenger RNA of Chondrus crispus (carragheen), 1423 nucleotides long. Its product is annotated as Serine/threonine protein kinase. Gene Ontology annotation, molecular function: protein serine/threonine kinase activity; ATP binding. The annotation marks the transcript as partial. NCBI's taxonomy places the organism in Eukaryota, Rhodophyta, Florideophyceae, Gigartinales, Gigartinaceae. Gene Ontology annotation, biological process: protein phosphorylation. The transcript is spliced from 2 exons. The record is from RefSeq and is a predicted model, not a curated record.